Messenger RNA from Lampris incognitus (smalleye Pacific opah), 1567 nucleotides. RefSeq names its product fasciculation and elongation protein zeta 1 (zygin I) (gene fez1). Gene Ontology annotation, cellular component: axon; cytoplasm. NCBI's taxonomy places the organism in Eukaryota, Metazoa, Chordata, Actinopteri, Lampriformes, Lampridae. The record is from RefSeq and is a predicted model, not a curated record. The transcript has 11 exons. Bases 242 to 1468 code for a protein of 408 amino acids.
GAGCUGGGCUGGCUGCCUAUUGAUUGGAAAACAACGGGCUGUGAGAGGACCGAUAAAGGUGGCUGUGGGCUAGCGGCCACAGCUCAUUGCCUGGUUUUGCAGUGGAGGGCAGCUUAACACAGAUCUGCCGUGUCUGGAGGCUUCAGCCUAGUUACCAAGCCCGUGCGUGACACAUCACGCAGGCACAUCGCACAUCUUCCGGAGGGUUCCCAUUUCAGUGCUCGAACUGACCGGGAAAAUCAUGGAGGCCCCUCUUGUCUGCUUGGAUGAGGAGUUCGAGGACCUCCGGCCCUGCCAGAUGGAAGAUCUGGACCACCCGGCCCUCAGCCAUUCCUCUUACUCCGCCAAUACCACCACCGUUCCCCUGAACCCCAUCACCAGAGAGGACUUCUCGGAGCUGGAGAACUUCUCAGAAAUGAUGAGCUUCAAGUCGAUGGAGGACCUGGUCAACGAGUUUGAUGAGAAACUCAACGUCUGUUUCCACAACUACAACACCAAGACGGAGUGCUUGGCGCCGAUUCGCAACCAGGCGCACAGCCAAGAGGAUGAAGAGAGGCUGCAGGAUGAAGAUGUGUGGGAUGCUCUGACUGACAACUACAUCUCUACCUGGGACAACCCUGCCACAGAAGGAACCAACGGCAACCUUUCUGAUCAGGAGAUUCAUGAAAAAGAGGAAGAGGAGAUGAAUGAGAAAAACGACAAUGCCAACUGCCUGAAUGAAGAGCCUCUCAUCACAGCUGAUCAGGUCAUCGAGGAGAUAGUUGAGAUGAUGGAGAACUCUCCGGAUCCAGGAGAAACAGAGGAGGAGGAGGAGGAGGAGGAGAGCAGCCUCUGCUCCCCCAGGACGAGACCCUCCCUCCUGGAGGAGAUCAAGCAGCUGUCAGAGGCCUCCAACAACAACUGCUCCUACGAAGGCCUGAUUCUGAUGCCCAGUUCGGCUCUAAUUGAGCUGCUGCACCGGGUGGAGGCCGCCAUCCGCGAGUACUCAGAGGAGCUGGUGAGCCAGCUGGCGCGGCGUGACGAGCUGGAGUUUGAGAAGGAGAUGAAGAACACGUUCAUCACGGCCCUGAUGGAGGUGCAGAACCGGCAGAAGGAGCAGCGGGACAGCGGCAAACGCCGGCGUCGAGACAAGGCCCUGAGCCUGCAGGGCAGCGGGACCGCUGCCAUGACCAGCGGGAACACAGGCACCACGGGGCGCUCCGAGAAGACAGCGGGCAUGCCGGUCAAGCGCUUCAGCAUGGAAGGACUGUCCAACAUCCUGCAGACGGGCAUCAGACAGACGUUUGGGGGCACAGGCAAUGAGAAACAGUAUCUAAACACAGUAAUUCCUUAUGAAAAGAAGGGGACCCCUCCAUCUAUUGAAGACCUGCAGAUGCUCACAAACAUUCUUUAUGCCAUGAAGGAGGACAGCGAGAAGGUGCCUACACUGCUAACUGACUACAUAUUAAAAGUCUUGUGUCCCACCUAGAGCACCUCCGGGCCGUGGGCCAUCGUGUGGCGGAGAAAUUCCCCCCAAGAAAUUUUCAAACUUAGCGACCCUUGAUACCUCUGGUCCAAGCUGCAUGAG